Messenger RNA from Fusarium poae, 420 nucleotides. RefSeq names its product COPII-coated vesicle protein (gene ERV14). The coding region runs from base 1 to 420 and encodes 139 amino acids. The transcript has 4 exons. NCBI's taxonomy places the organism in Eukaryota, Fungi, Ascomycota, Sordariomycetes, Hypocreales, Nectriaceae. The record is from RefSeq and is a predicted model, not a curated record. Gene Ontology annotation, cellular component: COPII-coated ER to Golgi transport vesicle; endoplasmic reticulum membrane. Gene Ontology annotation, biological process: endoplasmic reticulum to Golgi vesicle-mediated transport.
AUGAUGUCUGGAGAAGCUUGGUUGUUCCUGCUGUCGGUGCUUAUCAACGCCGUCAACCUCUUCUUGCAGGUCUUUUUCACUAUUAUGUACAGUGACUUGGAAUGUGACUACAUUAACCCUAUUGACCUCUGCAACCGACUCAACACCUACAUCAUCCCAGAGGCUGCCGUACACGGUUUCUUGACAUUCCUCUUCCUUAUCAAUGGAUACUGGGUGCCUCUUAUCCUCAACCUGCCUCUCCUUGGCUGGAACGUCAAGAAGAUCGUUGACAACACUCACCUCCUCGAUGCGACUGAGAUCUUCCGCAAGCUUAACGUCCACAAGAAGGAAUCUUUCUUCAAGCUGGGCUUCCACUUGAUCAUGUUCUUCUUCUACCUCUACAGCAUGAUUGUUGCUCUUAUCCGAGACGAGUCUUCCUAA